Messenger RNA from Lodderomyces oxycetoniae, 7377 nucleotides. It is a transcript of the gene MEC1, whose product is annotated as protein kinase. NCBI's taxonomy places the organism in Eukaryota, Fungi, Ascomycota, Pichiomycetes, Serinales, Debaryomycetaceae. The record is from RefSeq and is a predicted model, not a curated record. Gene Ontology annotation, molecular function: cyclin-dependent protein serine/threonine kinase regulator activity; protein binding; protein serine/threonine kinase activity. The transcript has 2 exons. Gene Ontology annotation, cellular component: nucleus. Gene Ontology annotation, biological process: protein phosphorylation; telomere maintenance; DNA damage checkpoint signaling. The coding region runs from base 1 to 7377 and encodes 2458 amino acids.
AUGAUUCAUUAUAGUCCACGGUACAGUGAUGAUACACAUGAGUAUAGACACGUUAUGUUACCCAAAAAUAUGCUAAAGGUGAUACCUCAGGAUUACUUUAAUAACGAAACUGGUACUUUGAGGAUCUUGCUAGAAGAUGAAUGGAGAGGAUUGGGAAUAACUCAGAGUUUGGGUUGGGUCCAUUACGAAACACACUCUCCAGAACCGCAUAUCUUGUUGAGCACGCUAACGACAAGCAAGGGAAGCCGUUAUUACAAUCAAGGCGAAUAUGAUAUGACUACGACCCAGCAUUUGAGUUCAGAAGAGCUUUUGCAAUUUUUGUCCGAUAUUGAGAAAAAUAUCAAUGAUGAAGAAACAGACUUUAAGAAAUUGAUUCUUUAUCUAUUGCAGUUCUUGAACAUUAAACUUGCCGCAAUAACUUGUAAAGAGCAUAAGGAAAAACUCGAGAUUGUUGCUAAACUAGUCGAUACGGUUGAAUUGGUGCUAAGCAAUAAAUUAUACUUGCUCAACGCGCCAUUACUGUAUCAUGAGUACAAAUUGAUUCAUAUACCACCUAAUAAUGCCUCGGACUUGCUCUGCGUGAAGGAGUUUUUGCUUUUUGAAUGGAUGAUUUCUUUUAUCGUAUACCAUGUUGCAAACAUGAGUCAAGAGGGAUUAAUUCUCAAUCGUCUUAAAGAGUUGAUGUUUCAAAUUAUCAAUUUGGUCUCGACAAAAUUGCACAGUUUCAAGUUUGUCAAAUUGAUGCGGGAAAUAUUAUUUACCAGGCUAGAGAAUGGUGUGUCUUAUUGCUUUGAGAAUACAAUGAGUCAUUUGAAACCUGAGUUUUUCCAAACUUUGAUAUCUACAUGUCAUUUAUUUUGUGUGGUCAACGAUUACGAUAUCGCCAAUAAACUAUCAUUAAAUUCAGGUAAUUAUCAAUUGAAACUUGAAAGCUUUGGCAGAAAAAUCUGGUUUAUUCUCAGCCAGGUGCAGAUGCAGAUCUCAGAAGAUGACACCCUGGGACAAAUGUUGGUUUAUUUAAAAUCCUUAAUUUUACUAAACCAACUAGAUAAUAUCGCAUUGAACUACCUGACAAACUGGAGUCAAAUCGGACUUUUACUAAAUAGAACGGCUGAGGUGAUAAACCAAGCGUUAGAGCCAUCAGAUUGUUUUAUUCAUUCAGACCUUUUCCAAACCACGUCAAUGGUUCUACUCAAGAGUUUUAUCUUCUGCAGGAGUAAACAGUUGAUUCAAAAUUUUGUGGCAAACUUGAAUCUCCUUAAUUUGAUUGAAAGAGUUGCUAACCAAUCUGCAUUCCCGGAGCCAUUACGCAAUACUUUAUACUGCAUAACUUUGCAAAUUGCCAAUAUGAGUAAAGAGUUUGAAAAUAGCAUUAAGCAUUUGAAAUUGCAAUUGCAAUUGCAAGCUAAAAAGAGAUUUUCAUACAAGGAUCCAGAACUAGAUGAUCUCAUGUUCAAAUUGUACAAGGAGGAUACCGAAUUGAACGACACCAAGGCUUUGAGGUUUGUAAUUAGGGAAGAUUUAGAAUAUCAUGAAAUAAACGAUCUUGACGACAAGGUCAAUUACGUGGAAUGGAUCCAGCACGUACGAAUGUUAACUAAGAAAUACCCUGAAGAGCUAGAAGUGGAUAUCACUAUGCAUACUUUGAUGACAGCCUUGAGUAAAUUUCCCAUGCUAAGUUUAACACCUAAUCACGCCGCUGUUGUUACAACUGCUGCAGCUGCAGAUACAGGUGCAGAUGCAAGUGCAAGGUCGUGCUUGAAUUGUUCUUUUGUUGAUGCAGCUACGUUGGUGGACCAUGACUUGUUUGGUUCAAUUGAUAGACAUCGACCAGUAGUUAAAAGCACUACUGAAUCAUUAAUAUUAGACGAAGUGAUUAGAGAUUUCUUCUUUGCUAGAAUAGAAAGCUUAAAGAAUAACCCGAUUUUAGCUUGCAAUUUCUUGAUUAUGCUUUUCAACUAUUAUGCUGUUUAUACCCCCGAGUUCAACGAAGGAAGCAAAAAAAACCUUGCAGUAUUGCUUGACCUACUAGCGAGACAUCCAAAUCGAAGUCUCAGAAUGUUGGUGACGCGUAUCUUGCCUUUAUAUCUCAUUCGUGACUGUGGUGAAGUGAUGCUCGAUGAGAUCUUCAAGUUUAUUUUUCAAAGAGUUGCACUGAUUGAUUUUGCGUCAAAAGGAAGGCGCCAUUUUGGAGAGUCUACUAUAACCUCAUUGAUUUUACUAGCUCAUGUAUGUACUGGAGAAAGAUUGUGUGCCAUUUAUUUCAAAUUGAUCAACUGGCUAGGAGAACCAAAUGAUCAACAUCAAAACUACGUAUACUGUGGUUUCUUAGAUAUUGCUCAAGCCAAGAAUUUGUCGCCGUACAAACUACUAUCGCCAUAUUUUCCUAGUAUCGCAGACAUAAUCAUCAAAAAGCCUUUAUUAUUGGGAAGGUUCCUUCAAACAUUGGGAAUGACCAAAGUUUAUUUUUUAAACAGGACAAAGGACUACACUGUACCUAAAUUGUUAGAGUACCAUAAGGACCCAACGCUUCUUAAACAAAUAGCAGAAGCUUCCAAUAUGUCGAUUCAAAAACUACUUGCUCAUAACUUGCCAAGAAUUCUUGCUUCUUAUUUAGUCAGAGACCCAUCCAAUGAAAGAUAUGUGGUAAAAGUGUUGAGCAGCGUUUGUCCUCAUUAUAAACAAGUAUCCAGUGAUGAGAUAUUUACUCGUAUUGGUGACAUUACCUGGCAUAUCUUAUUGGACAUACAAGCGGACGAGUCUGGUAAUAUCAAAAAUUUGAAAAAUGUCAUUGCAGCAUUGGAGAUUGUAGCGAAGAACGCCCUUAGUGAAAAAAAGCAAAAUGCAAAUAAGGGGAAACUUGCAAGUUUAUUAAUUGAAGAGCAGAUGUUGUUACUAGUUCAAAAAUUUAGCGAUGUGACACAUUUACUAAGAGGUGCUAAGCCCUACUUGGAAAGAAGAAAAUCGUUUCAGGCAGUAUUGUAUUUGAUAAGAAAUCACUCAGAUGCCUUGCCCUCGGCUUUGGGUCAGCUUUCCACAUGCUUACAAGCUACUUUGGAAGAACCGGACUUGCACGUGUUGACGUUAAAGUGUUGGAGCGAAUUGGUACGAAGAUUACCGCUGACGCAUUUAAUAUCUUUAAUUGAUAUUAUCAUUUCGUUGAUUUUUCGAAAAUUUCAAGGUUUCGACCAAGAUGCUCAAAACAUUGCUAUUGAAAUCUUGCAGAGGAUUUACACCGAGAUUAAAGACAAGUAUAAUCGCUACUCGUUGUACUAUUUGUCGCUUCCCUUUUUGGAUUACAUGUCCGAUUUCACUUUUAUCAAAGAAUUUCGAAACAUGAAAUCACCUUCUCGUCUUACCAUAUUUCAAGAGUUUAAUAGACGGCUUUGUACCAGUAAUCGAUACGUUGUGGAACAAGCUUUGUUUGACCUUUUCAAUUAUUGUCAAAAAUAUCAAGAAAAUUGUCAGAGGGAGUACUUCAAGGAUACUGCUUUGAGCUCAGCAAUAACCACUUUGGUCAGGACAAUUUUUGACACAGCUACCCAUUUCAGAAAUAAAAACCCUAGAAUAUCUUCCGAGUGCGCUAAAGUACUUGCUGUGAUAGGUGCACUAGACGCCAAUAAGUUUCAAUUCAACACUGUCCAGCGUCUGAUAAUUGUGCAACAAAAUUUUGAAAGUGAAGGCGAAAAUGUUUUGUUUUUAGUAGAUUUGAUUGAAAAUUAUGUCUUGAAGCUAUUUUGGGCUUCCACUGAUCCACAUAAACAACUAUUCUCGGCGUAUGCUAUGCAAAGCUUUCUUUCUAUUAUGAAUUUGAAUGAAAGUUGUACGAGAAAGGAAAACGAAGUGUGGAAUAGAUUUGGUGAUGUUGCCAAAGCGACAUUGACUCCCCUUUUGAGUUCCAAAUAUGCGGCGCUGAAGCCAAAACCAAGCACUUUGAAGUUCCCAUUAUUUGACGCUGGGAUGCGGUACGAUACUUGGCUAGCCGAAUUGACUUCUUACUUGUUGAAAAGAGGAUGUCAUUAUGAAAAGAAUGAGAUUCCCAAUGCGCGACAAAAGAUAUUUCAGACUUGUGCCAUUUUGAUACAUAAAGAUCAAGAUAUAGCUUUAUGUCAACAUUUGCUUAAAUAUGUUGUUUUGAGCCACAUAUUAUCGCCAAAUCAAGAAGUUGAGAAAGAAGUUUUGGUUGAAUUUUCAAGCAUUAUGCAAAGCAACUUGAUUUUUGCGUCGGAAGAUAAGAAGGUGCAACUAAGGUUGUGUUUUCAGACUAUUUUCUCCGUAUUUGACUACCUCAACGAAUGGCUAUCAUCAACUAGACAUCACGUGAGCUACCAGGUAUCACUGGAUGCCAAAGACUCGGAUAUUUGGCUUGGCAAAAUAGCAAUUGUGGAGCGGUUCAUCAAUAGUUUCAACAAAGGACAUAUAGCGGUCAAUUCAGUUGCAUGCGAUUCGUACGAGCGUACAAUAAUGUAUAUUGAAAAGUGUUAUCGUGAUAAUGAGAUCAGUAGUAGCACCUCCUUCAAAUUGGGGGAUCUAGAUGCAGCUCGUACUUUGCAAAACAUGUAUGCUAAUCUCAAUGAUUACGACACGUUGAACGGGGUUUUGAAGAUCUUUUCUUCAAACAAUUUGAGGGACAAACUAGCAUCAUUUGAAUACAGCGAUAACUCGAGCUUGGCGUAUGAGUCUUUUAAGGCUUUGGGCUUUGAUGAUGAAAAAUUUGGGGUUGACUAUAAUACCAAGUUUUUAAGGGCUUUGAGUGGACGUGGUGUUUACGACGAGGUGCUUACUACUUUGUUAGAGAAGACUGAGGAUAGGGAAGUGCAUCAAAUACCACUAGACUGGUCUCUAGUAGGGUUGCAGUCGGCUGUCUACUCUGGAAAUAUGAACAAGAUAAAGAAUUGGUUGGAAGUUACAGAUUCAACAGGAAGACCAUUAGACACGGAAAGUCUGGUCAACUAUGAGUUGGCAAAAUGUUUGCUCUUUUUAUCAGCAAAAGACAGAAAGGGAUUUGAAGAAUCAGUAAAGAAAAUUUACAAUUCAGUGGGCACAUCCAUUGUUUCAUCGGUUUCAUCGAGCUUUAGUAAGAAUGUUCAGCUUAUGAAUAAACUACAUACUAUUUAUGAUAUUGAGGAGAUUCUUCAAACCCAAGGAUCAAGUGAUAUCUGGAAGAUCAGGUUGACCAAUGUAGAUCAAGACUUUGAUACUCAAAUGAAGAUUUUGAACACGCACAUUGUUGCCAAUGAGAUCCUUGGGCUUAAUGAUGCUGUGUCGGAGAUGUUAUUACACGCCUCAAAGUUGGCGCGAGAAAGUGGCAGAUUAGACAUGUCUACAAAGGCAAUUGUUCGAGCAAUGGCUUUGAAUAAUCCUUUUGCAAAUGUUGAGUAUGCAAAACUACUUUGGACUGAGGGUAAACAAUCAGAAGCGAUCAAGUCUAUUUCGGAGACGUUGAGUAGCAGCAGCAGCAGCAGCAGCAGCAGUAAUGGUAGUAGUAGUGGCCAAUUGAUUGAUGAAAAAACUAAAGCAAAAGUACAACUUCAGUAUGCCAAUUGGUUAGACGAAUCAAAUCAUGUAUCGGCACAUCAGAUCAUAAACGAGUAUACAAAAGCGUUUGAGUUGGACAUGGAGUAUGAAAAGUCUUGUUAUGAUAUUGGUAAAUACUACAACAAGUUAAAAGACUCGUCAUGUGAUAAUUCAGGGUUGUAUGAACACCUAACAAUUCGGAAUUUUUUAAGGGCCAUUUCAAUUGGAACCCUGUACAUUUUUGAAGCAUUACCCAAAUUAAUUACUGUUUGGCUCGAUUUUGCUAAAAAACCCGGCAAGACCAAAACAGCAGAGAAAAUGCUUCUUCAAAUAAUUGGAGACCUUAAAACUAGUCUCAAAAAUAUACCCACUUAUGCAUGGUACACUGCAAUUACUCAAAUAUUAUCAAGAAUAGUACAUGAUCACGAACCUUCGUUCAAAAUUUUGGCAACGAUAAUCACAAAUAUUGUGAAGGACUAUCCCAAACACAGUUUGUGGUAUGUGCUUUCUCAUGUUCAUUCCACUGAUCAAAAACGUAAGCAAAGAGUAGAAACCAUUUUGGAAGUUGUGAAGAAAUCAAAAAAAUCGUCGCAUGGUAAGUUGAUAUUGGGAGCUCUGGACUUAUUUUCGAAAUUUAUUGAUAUCGCUUCGAAGACGGUGCCCAAGUCUUCCAAGACCAAAAAAUUGUCACUAUCCAAAUACUUUGGCAUCACCGAUGCUAGUCGACAGUAUGAUGAGUUGGUCAUACCUGUACAAUCAAAUUUACAAAUCCGAUUACCUCAAAAGGAACUGACAAAUCAUGUGUGUUUCCCCAAAAGUGCUUCAGUUACAUUUGAUGGCUUUGAUGAUCAGGUGAAUAUCUUUUUUUCGUUACAAAUGCCCAGACAGAUCACAAUCCGAGGGUCUGAUGGUAAACCGUACCGAUUGAUGAUCAAGAGUGACGAUACAAGAAAAGACGCAAAAGUUGUUGAGUUUACAACAAUGGUGAAUCGUAUCUUGGCAACAAGUACAGAAGCCAGGAAAAGAAGGCUAAGUGUUGCCAAUUAUUCAGUUAUACCGCUUUCGGAAAAGAUUGGAGUAAUCGAAUUUGUAAUGGAUGUACAAACUAUGAAAAGUAUAAUAGUAGAAGAACGAAGGAGGCUAGGUAAAGUGGUUAACGAACGAAGGAUAUUCAUGGUACUCGAAUCAGCGCAAAAAUUUAUAAAGGAGAAAAAACCCGAUGAAGAUGGGCUGAAACUAGAGGCUUUGACGGAAAUAUUUCAAAGUAUAUUACAGAAAAAUCCACCUAUAUUACACCAAUGGUUUGUAGAUGAAUUUUCUGAUCCUAGUUCAUGGUAUAUUGCAAGGAAUUUGUUUACUAGAUCAUCAGCAGUGAUGUCCAUAGUAGGAUACUUGAUUGGUUUAGGUGAUAGACAUUGUGAGAACAUCUUAUUCUUCAAAAACACAGGAUCCAUUCUCCAUAUUGAUUUUGAUUGUUUAUUCGAAAAAGGGAAAACAUUACCGACUCCUGAAGUUGUACCAUUUAGGUUAACUUCAAAUAUGGUGGAUGCAAUGGGGAUAUGUGGAGUUGAUGGAAGUUUCCGAAAGACGUGUGAAGUAGUUGGCCAAUUGUUACGGAAUAAUGAACAUGCAUUAAUGAACAUCUUGGAAAAUUUAUUAUACGAUCCAUUAUUGGAUUGGAAAAUGACUAAAGAUCCUCAGAGAGAUUUACUGAAGGUAAGGAAAAAAAUUAGGGGUUUGAUCAAUGAAGAAGAAGGUUUGGCCAUGAACAUACAUGGACAAGUCGAUGUGCUCAUACAAGAAGCUACCUCGCUUGAACGGUUGGCUCUGAUGUAUGGAGGUUGGAGUGCAUAUGUAUGA